Messenger RNA from Lycium barbarum (goji berry), 756 nucleotides. RefSeq lists its product as uncharacterized. NCBI's taxonomy places the organism in Eukaryota, Viridiplantae, Streptophyta, Magnoliopsida, Solanales, Solanaceae. The record is from RefSeq and is a predicted model, not a curated record. The coding region runs from base 1 to 756 and encodes 251 amino acids. The transcript is spliced from 3 exons.
AUGGCGCCCUUUGAGGCCAUGUAUGGUAGAAGAUGUUUCUCUCUGAUUGGUUAUUUUGACGCGUUCGAGGUGAGAUUGUGGGCAAUAGACUUGUUGAGAGAUUUCUUGGUUAAGAUAAAGUUGAUUCAGGAGAAGCUUCUUGCGGAUCAGAGUAGGCAAAAAGGUUAUGCGGAUCAGAAGGUUCGUGAUGUGGAGAUUAUGAUUGGUGAUCAGAUUCUGUUGAAAGUUUCACCCAUGAAGGUUGUGAUAAGAUUUGGGAAGCUAGGCAAGAUAACCCUGAGGUUUAUUGGUCCUCUUGAGAUUAUUUGGCGUAUUGGUGAGGUAGCCUAUAAGUUUCCAUUGCCACCAGGUUUGGCGGGUGUUCACCCUGUAAUUCAUGUUUCCAUGUUGAAGAAACACCAUUCAUACAGGUCAUGCAUAAUCCAAUGGGACUUGGUGCUUUUUUAUCAGAAUCUGUCUUUUGGGAAAGAGCCGGUGGCAAUCUUAGAUAGGCAAGGUAGGAAGUUUAGAUCCAAGGAGAUAGCUUCAGUAAAGGUGCAAUGGAAGCACCAUCCAGUUGAGGAAGCUAGACGAGAGACCGAGCUGGAUAUGCGAAGAAAAAACCCUAGUUGUUCAUCAAUUCAAAUACAAAUCCUUGCUCCAGUUCUAGGCCUCAUGGCUGAUCUCGAGGCAGUCUAUUCGGAGGUUUCAGGCUGUUGUAAUGUAUUAGAAGCUCUUGUACAAGUUAGACCAGGUUUUGGAGAUUGUAAAGACUAA